CCAGAAUGGCAAUGUAAAUUAUCACAAAGUAUUUAUCCCAUUGAUGGCUGCCGCGGAUUCUCCAGUGUCGAACGUCAAUGAUUCACCACAGUCUGCACAGCUUGUUGAUGAAGGAAAGGCAAGUCUUUUUUUUUUAUUUUACAGGCAGAGCGUUUUUUUUUCCACUUUUAGAGCAGCUUCUAUCAACCAGUGAUACAUUUUUGCUGUACUACGGCACAGGUUGUUUAUCGACAAGAUGGCGUGUUCGUGCACACCGCUGUGCCGAUCACAACAACACAGACUGCAAAUAUCAUUCCUGGCAGAGUGAUCGUCAUUGAGAAAGUAAGUUAGAAUCUUGAGGCAGGAAAAAGAUGUCUUAUCUUUAUGUUAGAUUAACUGCCAAUCGCGCCGGCCACAUUCUUCGUACAAGAAGAUCGACGACGCGGCUCUUUGCUGGAGGAGAUUACAUUUGAUGUUUGUAUUUACCUUUUUUAGACACUUGACCCCUUACUCUAACAAAUUUACCCUGAACACGUCAUGUAGCUACCGGCGAACAUUAGACGAGAGUUGUUCAGGUCUUGUACAAAAGAAGUGAGUGGGCUGUUUGCAAAAAGCUGUCAAUGAUGUCACAAGAAAAGAUAUACAUUGUAGAUACAGUGUACAACAUGUAAAGGAUUUAUUGGAAACAUGAGUAAUUUUGUUCAGUGGUGACAGCACUUGGCCCCUACUAAUGUGGCCCGGGACUUGCUUAGUGUUGACACAAUAAGCAUACAUUUUAGAAAAUUUUCCCUUCGCUUUUCUAGGCUCUUCAGCUCAGUCUUUCCAGGAAACCGCAGAAUCAAGGGAGAGCCAAGAGUGCUUGAUAUCAUUCUAGUCUGAAGCUCUGUGCCUUUUUUGCACAUAAGAGCCCAGAAAGAGUGGAUAAGUUUCCCUUGGCUUUCUGGGCUUUUCCAGGAAUUUCUGGAAAGUCUGGAGAAAUAAGUCACUCCUGGCUUUUCCGGGCUUCUUCCUGGCUUUUCCGCAUGGAAAACCAGAAAUUUUACCCUGGAAUUCUGCACUUCUCUUUGCAGGGUAGAUAUGUUGCAGUUUCACUGUAAUAGACCUCUUUAGCUUGUCUGUUUUGUUUUCCCAAUAGAGGUCCCAGGGGAACUUGACCUUUUGUCUUUUCAUAAAUUAUGCAUACAUGUGCAUAUGAAUAAAACGAAAUUUGAGAGAAACAGUUCUCAAGAGUAGGUGUAUAACCACAUGACCUGUAUUGGGAAAACAAAACAUACAAGUUUAAGAGGUCUGUUAAUUCAGUACAAGUUUGGAUCUGAAUUGACUGUUCAACUCAGGACAUACCAAAUUACCUUUCAAGAAUGCAGUAAAUUGGAAUCAAAUGUUGAAAUUUUGCCAUUUUCAGUUUUAAAUGCAUACUGUUGUAUACUGUUUCAAAUUUGUUGUGGAAAAGAUACACAUACAUGUAGUCUUCAUUUAAAUUCAAGGUGAAAUUCAUGGAUAUUGAAAACAUUUGACUUUAAUGUUGCUUUUUGUUUGUUUGUUUGUUUUUUUUUUUCAGCAAAAUAGCAGUUUUGUAGACUGGUCACCCAUUGUGAAUGAAGAAGAAGAAUUUGAACUGGAAUCAAGUGAUUACUCUGAGUGGGACCUUGUCACACAAAGUAAAAGCAAAGAAGAAGGUGACUCAAGAGUACUUUCCCUUUUUGCUUCAAUGACCUUGUCAAAGUUUUGUGCAAAAUGUCACAUUGCUGCAAAAGAAAUAGUGUGCUUUCAAUCAUUCCUGAUGCCACACUUUAAGUUACUACCCUGACAGCUCACCUGCUAAAAAUUCUUGUCAAAAUAGAAAAACAAAUUUAUCUACCUUUAUGUUAUAUACAGUGUGUACCAGAACUUUAUUAAGAAAUUGAAUCAUAAGUGCACAGUGCUUCCUAUGAUUUGGAAGCUCAUGUAAGACAAUGACAUGAAACACCAAUGGCGUUAGUGAGUUUGAAACCAUGAAAUGCACUGUAUGCAUAUCGUUUGUCUCAGGGAUACAGUCUUACCCCCCGUAAGUGACCACCCAAAAUGCAAAGACUGCGUGGUCUCUGAUGGGAGGUGGUCAUUUACAAGAAUCGAACCACAGAGGGUAUCUUCAGAGAAGAGGUCCAGGCACAUCUACUUUUUGGAAGAUAAUUAUUUAUGGCUUCCAAUGUCUAAGUUAGGAUAUGUGUACUUCCAUGUUGUCACUAAAGUUUUUCGUAUAUUCUAAGUAAGAUGCCACACAGAGCGAAAAUAGGAUCAGAGAUUGCAUCAAGUGGUUGUUUACAAGAAGUUGAAAAGAGUGGACAAUCAUUAACCAUCAGGCCCAAAAAGUGGUCACCUAUGCUUACAGGAGGUGGUUGUUUACUAGAAGUUCCAACUGUAAGGCUUUAGCUAGGAAAAUUUUGGUGUUUUGGAUCAGUCGCUUAGGGAAGAUGGUCGCUUACCAGAGGUGGUGGCAGUCAUGAAGGUUCGACUGUAUGAUUUUUAUUGUUUGCUGCCAAGUGGGCAACCUCUUAUUCAGUAUUUAAUGAUAAAGGUUGGUAAUAAACGAAACUAAACCAAUAUUCAAACCUUAAGUGUGCACAUAAUGUACAGUACAAGAUUUCACAAGACGUUUAACACCUUUUAUUGUCUAAAUGUGCAGAUGGAAAUGCUCCUAAAAAGAAGAGAAGGUCAAAGUAUGCUAUUCACUUCAACACAGCAGAGUUACACUCCAUCAGGCGAUCUGAUCCCAAGCUGGCCUGGUCUUAUGCUGUGUUUAUUCUUAAAGAUGGUACCACACUACCAGCCCUUCAUUUCCACUCUGGUGGUAUCAGUGAACUGGUUCGCAGACUGCAGAGAUACAUCUGGCUGACAAGGUAAGUAGAAUACAUAAUUAUACACCACAAUCAUUUCCAGUAAAUCAUAUUUUCUUUUCUUUUGUAAUCACUGCAUAACUAAAUUUUUGGUGCCAAUUUUUUAAUGUCAAAAUUUUGGUUUUUAUGUACCAUUUUGUAUUUUACAAUGUACAUGUAUGUAUGAUCUUCAAUGUGCAAUAUUACAAUGUACAGUAAUGGUCCCUUUCAUUGUCCCUCAACAUCACAGAAGUUUUGUCAAGAGAGAGGUGUCCACAUUUUUGGCAUCAAAAAGUCCAUACUGAUGAUGAAAAUCUGUCUUGAAUCUUGUUCACAGCUCUGAUUGGUUGAGGUGUUUCAUAUUAUUUUAUACAUGUACUCUUUCAGUUAUUGUUUACUAAUGACAGACAAAAGACAAAGAUCAAAAUGUAAGACUAGAUUUUGUUUAAAUCCAAGAGCAGUGAGUUUUGCAUGUACCAUUAUUCACAGCAAAACUUGAAAAUUGUCAUGUUAAUGGACCAGGACAAGGAAAAGCACAAACAAAUCCACAUCUGGAACCCCAUGACCACUGUAUCUGCAUUUAUUAUGUAAUAAUUUAUGUCAUCAGUUGAUAUUUCUAAAGCCAGCAGCAGAGAGCAGUGACACGCCUCAAUGUAUUCGUUUGCAAUUCAGUGCUCCGGCCUUUAACUGUGAUCUUUGCAAUGUGACACUGUGCCCAACAUGUACAGUGUAUAUGGUGUUGGGUUAUACCUGUAUAAUAUUUAACUGUGUACAUGUAUAUAGAUAUGUGUAUUCUCAGAUAAUGUGUGUUGGACCUGGACAGUUGAUUCAAUUUACAUUUUUGACUUAUUUUGCCUCUUUAGAGCACCAAAUAAUAACAAGUUAUUUGUAGUGGCAGAAGAUCAGAGUGCAUUGAAACAGUCACUUGAUCAGCUCCAGUUAUUCUCAGAAGAUAAUCCUCCUUCUGGUGCUCCAGUAAGACAAAGAUUAUUUUAAUACUAUACCCAUUACUACGUACAUUUGUAGUUUAAAGAGGGGCAUGGCUAGGGAGGGAUAGUGCUUGCAGACUGUGGACUUGCAGAGUUUGAGUACAUACAGUGUAAUGACUCACAGUGAACCUAAGUGGACAAUUGUGACCUAGCUAAUACCACAGUAAUAGUAACAAAAUUUAUGCUAAAACUAUACAAUUGUUCAGUGAUUUUGUUACCUCCGUGCCCUGCGACCCUGACGCAUAAAUAUCCCCAAAGAGGCAAAAUAAUUCAUGGCAUGUGUCCCGGAGGACUCAAAGAACAAUCCAUCGAUUUGAAGAUUUUUUGGUAGAAUAAUCUUGUUUCUGUGUUUUUUUGUUACUGUUGUUUAAAGAUGCAUGUUUAUUUUAGUCUUUUUUGUGCUUUAAAUAUAUAGAAGGACUAUAUUUUAAUUUCAGUAAACUGUAAUAUUAGAUAAAGAGUUUUGGCAAUAAAUUGUCUCCAGAUUAACUGUCUGGUUUCAUAAACUGGGACUCAUUGGUUAUGGACAGGGACUCAUGAUUUUUCACAAGAUGAGUCCCAGGACUUAUUUGUAGCAAGAUCACUUGCUAAUGUUUAUGGUCUUUACCUGUGAUCAAAUUUUUUCUAUUUUGUCUUUUGUUGGGUUUUAUCCCUAAUUUGAAGAACUCAAAAAAUAAUAUAAGUCUUUAUUGGCCUGUGUUGAAUUUUCAAAAUUCAUCCCUGACUUCAAGACUGGGGGAAAUAAACAGAAGAAAUGAAUAAUAUUAUUAUGCAUCCCUAAAUCACAAUGCAAUUUCUUUUGUUUUGUACCACUCAGCCUCAGAGCCAGAUGUAAACUUUUAACUAUUCUCAGGGUGCUAAAAAGUUAAUUUCAAGGAAGCACAAAACCUGUCCAGCGUAGAAGGGUCACCCUCCUAGCUGAAUCAAUGUUGACCUCUUUGCCUGAGCCAACAGCACUCAUGCAUGCUCUUAUUGUCUAAAAUAGCUUUCGUGCGUGCUCUGUUUGUCUUGCCUUGACCUAGUUGACCUCGGUGGGUAGACCAUAGUGGAGAAUUAUGCAGAGAGAAUAUGGGGAAAAGUUGACUAUGCUUGAUUGGACAGUGGCCCACAUGUAUCAUCACAUAUCUGCCAAGCUGGGCCAACCUUUUAGUCCAACCAACUUUUUGCCAUGUUUUGUAAGGAAAUGUAAGAAAUGUUGGCUCAUAAAGGGUAGCUCUGAAGUUGUGAAUAUAUGAAAAUCAUAUAUGAGAACUGCGGGGUGAAGAGGGGGUUAUAUGAAAGAAGAUCAUCACAGUUAUAGACACAACUAUAGAGGGUAGCUCUGUUAGGUGGGUGGGCAACUUUUCUUCAUAUAGACAGGGCAUUGGUGGUCCAAAAAAUGAAAGGAAAUAGCAGAAAGCAACAUUGUUUGAAUGGUCACAUGACUUUCCCCUCAUUACAUGUAUCUUCCUGGAAACACACCAAACAAAUAAUGAUUUGUAAUAAUAUGCAUGAAUAAAAUUGUAUGGUUUCAAUAAUAAUAACAAUAAUAAUAAUAAUAAUAAAACCAAUAAUGUUAAAUGUAUUUAUCAUAAUAAUAAUAAUUAUUAUUACUUUAAAUUAAACAAUCUAUAUCUCAGUUCUUCUGUUACUUGAUUCACAGUGGCAAAGAUUUUUUAACAGUGCAUACUAUGAUGGUAUAUAUGCACUGUCUAAAGUCACACGGUAUGUGCGUGAUGUCUAUGAAGGAUUACAGCAAGCACCAGAGAGUACUGAACCUCAGAACCAGUACCCUGGCCCUAAAAAGGAAGUGGAGUUUGAAGAUCUUGGAGAUACAUGUGUUCCAUCUGUUAAUGGCGACAGUAGUUUGCCAGAUAAGGUACCAUGUACACUUAAUACCAACCUAUUAUAUGUAUUUUUUAAAUUUUACUUCUUAUUACUACUCAGUGGCGGAUCCAGGGGGAGACUUAUUAACAGUGCAUACCCCCUCCCCCCCCCUUAUCUUUAGGUCUGGAUCCGCCACUGUCACUGCUACUAAUAAUAAUCAGGGGUUUCAAUAAGAAUUGAAGUAGCUAGCAGGUUUGAAUAGAGUAACCGACUGUAUCAACAAGGGGCCACUAGUGCCCUUUUUCUAAGGGGGGAGGAGAGGGUUUGGGCGCAUUCUGCCACAGAAUGCCUUUAAGAAAACACAUCAUAAUUACGUUUUCAUUCAGAUUUUAUGAUAUUUUGUUCAUCUACAACGUUACAUGUACUCGAACUUGUUGCUUCUUCUUUCUAGAAAAAUGUAGCCAACCUCCACGAGUAAAGUAGCCGACAUGUUUCGUUGGUCGUCGGUGCUUAUUGAAACCCCUGAAUAAUAAUUAUUAAUAAUAAUAAUAAUAUUGUAAAAUUUAAUGGAAGGUGAUGCCUUGUACAUGUGCGAUUUGCAAUAAAUAGUGGGGAAUGAAAGUGCACGAUCUUUUAAAGUACAUUCUUUAGUACUGUUGAUUAUACUGUAUUGUAGGUUAUGUACAUGCAUAAUUUUUGUGUUGUGGUUCAAUUUUAUUUUUGGUUUAAAUUAUAAUUGUUUUUCCUCAAUUGAACUCAGUAUCAUAAUAUAAGACCAUAACCAGAGACAAAGGAACAAAACAUCUACCAACUGUAUCUACUGUACAUGGCUUUGGUUAUUGUUGCUACAUGUAUCAUGUGGUAUUUAAAUUAACAAGUACUUUUGGUUAUUUUAUACAUGAAGUUGAUGAUUUUGUUCUUGUUUAAUGGCAGCGAGAUCUUGGAGAAACCCCUGAAGUAACACGCUGUGAACCAUUGAGACUUAACGAAUGGCAGUCAUUUCUGGAUGACGCUGGAAGGGUGAAUAAUGUGAAGAAACUGCGUGAUAGAGUCUUUAGAGGGGUAUGUACUUUGCAGUACUUAUACAAACAUUAAGUGAGGCCACAACCAGUUGCAAAAAUACACUCCACCAAAAAACUCGCUGUGUCUGUGAGAUAUAGCACUCACCCCUCCCUGCCCUCCAUUCAAAGCUGUCCUCCACGUUUUAAGCAUGGUCUAGUUUUAAUAACACAAUGUUAAUGUAGUUAUCUGCUUCAGUGUCUGUUACGUUUAGGUAAUGAUACAUGUUAUGAAUAGAAAUAUAUGCUCAUCAUGCCUCUCUUGAACUUCUCUCAUUCAGGGUGUUGAUGAUUUAAUACGUAAACCAGUCUGGCAGUAUCUUUUGGGCUAUAAAAAGUAUGGUUACACAGCUCACUCUCAGCAAUCCCUCCUCAAAGGAAAGGAGUAAGUAAAUGUAAAUGACUUGGCAUGUAACUUUCACAUCUCACUGAUUGUGAAGACAUUUUCUUGGCAUGGCUUUCACAGAUGUUUACGUCUCUGAUGCCGCAAGGUUGUCUGGAAGCUCCAAGCGACUUGCAAGAACCGGGUUCUUGUGGUUGUGAACUUAUAUGUAUCUUUGUGGGAUAAUAGAUACCUCAACACCUUUGCUCAUUGUAAUUAUGUUAUUAACCAUAACUAUAACAAAAUUGUCAAAUCUGAUUGGCUAUCAACUGCCCUGAUUUUAGCCUUAAUUGGACAGUUUAGUAAAACAGUACGCGUGAUGCCUAAGUAAUUGGACAGUACGCGCCAUCACGCGCAUGCUUAAAUGGCUUUUUUUUUCACUGAUAGCAAAACAAAAUUUCGAAUUUCUUGUGUUUUGAUUUAAAAUAGCCUAUUAUAUCACAAAUUUUGUUAAAGUUAUGAUUAAUUGGUAACAGAACCUCGUGUAGUCCAAUUCGGUCUGUAAUCAUAAUCGUGAUUAAACAAAUCGGACUCCCACUACGUGGUCGUCCAAUUUUGUUAAUCACUCGUAUGAUUACAGACCGAAUUGGACUCCACUCAGUCCUGUUACCAUUACAUAUGAUAUAGAGAGAGAACUGAUGUGGCUAAUACAUGUCAAAGGCCCUGUCUUCAUACCUAAAAUUCUUUUCCUGGUCACUCAAAAUGUAUUGAAAUGCACUUCUCAGCAUCUCCUAAAUUAACUUUUGCGCAGGGAAGGCUCUUGGACUUACCCAAUCCCUACGCCCAUUUGUUUCAAUAUUAUCUAUCGCCGACUACUUCAGUUUAUUUCCUUCUACCUUAAGUUUUCUGGGGAACCCUUUGAUAGGUUUCAAUAUUUUUACCAUAGAACCUAUCAAAAUUCAAGAUGUUUUGAAGACAAAGUUGUGCAUUUGAAAGAUUUCCUUGCAAUUUUUCUAAAAACUGGGACAUCUUUGCCUUAAUAGUAUCUUGAAUUUUGGAUGGUUCUGUAUUAUGUGAAUUUAUGUAUAUCAAAAACUGUCUCUUGACAUAAAUGUGUGCACAAGUGAAGGCAGGAACGAGAAAACGCCUCUCUUUUUUCUCUUUUCCAUAUUUCUUGCGCUUCGACAACAGUCAGUUGCUUUUGUUCUCUACUAAACUGGGAGUAGGGAGGCAGUACAAAAAGAUGCCAAAAACAUGUUCCAUAUGAAGACUUUAUUUUGUGAUGCAGUACCCUAAAUUAUUCCUUUUGAUUUCCAUUAAUGUUAAGUUCUGUCCUUUCUUGAAAAUGAGUGUUUAUAAACAUUUUUACUCCUGCAAUGUCAGCUUCAUUUUUUUAUUAACUCGCUAUGACUGUUAUUACCGUAUCAUUAAUUUUUGGCAGAGAUGAAUACAGGACAAUGAAAUGGCAGUGGCAGUCCAUGACAAAAACACAGGAAAAAAACUUUUCUGAGUUCAGAGAAAGAAAGCACUUGAUAGGUAAGUACACCUGUAAAAUAAGAACUUUUAUUGUAUGCAUGGGUUAUUGCACGCGGGAAGUUUGGAGAGCAAAAGAGGCGAGAUUGCACGAGGCGCAGCCGAGUGCAACUCUAGCCUCUUGAGUGCUCUCCAAACUUCCCAAGUGCUCAAUAUCUCGACAUACGCACAUGGAUAUAAUCUAGCGGUCAAUGCAACAGUUAACUUAAAAAUUUAAAUUGUUUCAAAGCAGUACGCGUCAAUGUUUACGUGAAAGUUAAUUUUGUGUUUUUAUCCUGAAAGGAGAAAAUGCCUUCCAUUUUCCGGAAAAUUGUUUGCCAUUGAGAGAAAACAACUUCAAAAAAUAAAUCACUGGAGAAUGCGAUAAAACACAUGGUAAAAAUUGCUGAGUUAUGGAUGACAGGAGAUUCAGGAUUGUGUUUGUUUUUCAUCAUCAAGGUCACUAGGCGCGCUAUUGAAUUUGAUUAGGCGAAUUUUUAGCAUUGCAUGCAUGGGUUUGAUUAGCACACAGGAUAUAAUCUAAAAUGUAAAUUUAAGGGUUUAUAUGAAAAUUUAACGUCGCUCGUGUACUGAACAAUGAACAAAUGGAGAAGAACCCAAAAAUGCCUUGUGUACUGAACAAUGAACACAUGGAAAAGAACCCAAAAAUGCCUUGAAACAGAAUACCAUAUACCUAAAAAUCGUUUGUCUGGUUACUGAGAGAAAACUCACCCACAUACUGUGGAUAACUAUGUGGGAAACUGCAGGCGGUCACCACCUUUUUCCAUUUCCUCCUUUCCUAACGUCUGAGUGUAUUUCGAUCAUCGGCGAUCACUGUCUAGUGUGUCAACAUACAUUCAUAUAAUAUGAAAAAAAAGUGUCCAAAAAAAUCGUUUCUUAUUAUACCAAUAAUCUACAAAUGGCAACAAUGUAGAAAAGCGAGAUACUUUAUACCCAAAAUACCGUAUACCUGAAUGAAAAAGACCUCGGACACCCUAAUACCCAAAACCUCUGGCCGGGCCUGAUGAAGCGUUUUCCAAGCUUUGCAAACCCUCCCUAAAACCCCUCUCAGACCCUUCAUAAACACUUUACAAGCUUUUUACAAACGCCUUUGAAAGAUCUAAUUUGGUUUGAUCUAGUUUGAAACUCGGUUGGUUUUCAAUGUUUGAUAAGUCGUGUUUUUCCUUUGGAGGGUUGGUGUAACAAGAUUUUCCGUCUUUGUUUAUAUUAGAGGACGAGAACGACUAAGAGGACGAAAUUUUGACCGGAAAGUUUUAUUGUACUUUUUUUUGACCAGAAGAGUUAGCACUGUUAACUUUGUUGAAGGAGGUUAAGCCUUCUCCUGGUCAAAAAAGGAUAAAACUUCUUACAUUUGAUAUUCAUUUUGUUCCCGCCACUAUUUCAUUCUCGCUAAAACGAGUUGUAGAAUGACGACGACUAUUACGUUUUCCCGCCAAAAUGGCUCCCGCUCCCGCCAAAAUUUGCUCACGCGCGCACUACUUAGUAUUGAGAAAAUCUCGUCCUCGAAUUGAAAGAUAUCUAUUGAUUCUGUACCUACAGAUAAGGAUGUAGCAAGAACAGACAGACUCAAUGUAUUUUAUUCCGAGGCAAAUCAUUCCAAUGUGAAGAAGCUUUAUGAUGUUCUUCUCACCUACUGCAUGUACAACUUUGAUUUGGGUAAGCUGAAAAAGCAUGUGCUCAGUCGAAAUUCGCCACUUUCAGUGAUUUUGUUGCAAAUAGUUAUGGUGAGUCCUGCGACUCAUCUUAUGAAAAAUCAUGAGUCCCUGGCCAAAACUGUUUAUUACAGUUUACUGAAAUUAAAAUAUAGCCCUUCGAUAUAUUUAAAGCACAAAAAAGACUAAAAUAAAUAUGCAUCUUUAAACAACAGCCACAAAAAUCACACGAACAGGAUAUUUUACGAAAAAAUCUUCAAGUCGAUCGAUCGUUCUUUGCGUCCUACGGGACGCAUGCCAUGAAUUAUUUUGCGUCGUGUGCGGAUUUUUAUGCGUCAGGGAGGCAGGACGCAGAGGUAACUCAUCACUGCUCUUUAGAAACGACAAGGAAACUUGGUCGAGUUGACUUUUACAAAGACUUCUGGGACUGUUGCUAGAGACAGGGAAAUGAAUUGGCAAAUAGCUGGCCUACGCGUAACGAUCCCAGAAACACUUGCGGGACGCAUUUCGGCUCCAGUUCUUUCUCGUUUCCAAACUAGCGAAUUUGAUUAUCAAACUUUACAAUAACAGGAGCGACUUUGCUUUAAGUGAAUAAGUUGUAAGCGAAAGAUUCAGGGUGAUGAAAACCUCGGUAGUUACGUAGUCAUAAGCGGCACUUCUUACGUUAUGUUCACGUAGAUAAUUUUCUGUUUAACUGACAUGAUUGUGUUUUACAGGUAAAUGUCCAAGUUUGAAUGUUUGCAACAUAAUCACAGGCGCCUUUAUCAAUUUUUACUGCUAUUACUUUGGAUAAAUGACAAACAUGAAUUUAAAAACUAUUACUACCAUUUUUCUCCUUGUUUUCAGGUUAUGUGCAAGGGAUGAGCGAUCUUCUGUCCCCGAUUUUAGUUGUGAUGGAAGAUGAAGUGGAAGCCUUUUGGUGUUUUGUGGGCUUCAUGGAAAAACUGGCAAGUAUCUUGCAGUAGUCCUACUCAAAAUAUCGCCCUGUGUAAGGUAAUCGAAGACAGUCUUGGAGUCUAACUUCGCUACGUUACAGAAAUCGCGCCGAAAUCAUUGUUAUUAUGCGCGAACAGAAGGCCCAUCCGAUAUGUUUUUCCUGCCCGAGCAAGGGCUGUCCGGCAUAGUGUCAUUGUUACCUUAGUCAGAUGCAUGGGCAACCUUAAUGAUAAAAAGUUUUCUAUUCUCUAGGCACAUAAUUUUGAUGAGAACCAAGAAGGAAUGAAAGCACAGCUCCAUCAGCUGACCGUUUUACUCAAGUUUGUUGAUCCUCACUUCUACAGCUAUUUAGGUAAUUUUUUUAACGCUAAAUAACUUGUAGAGAAGAUAACCGUUCACUUAUGUCUGGGAAUUCUAAGGCGGAUCCCAGGGAAGCAAUAUUAGAGAGCUUUAGUUUUGAGGACGAGAACGAGUGCGAGUACUAGAUUUAACUUAACGUUUUUGUGCGUGUUCCAAAAAAAAGACACCCCAGAAAGCUUCAAUUUACGUUUUUUCACCAAAAUGGUUAGUACGGUUAUUUAUACUGAAGGAUGUUAAGCCCUCUCUCGAUAGCAGAAUGAAAGAACUUCUUACAUUUGAUAACUCUUUUUCCCGCCACUACGACACCCUUGCUAAAACUCGUAGUAGAAUGACAACGUCUAUCGCGUUUUCCCGCAAAAAUGACGCUGGUUCACUCGUGAGCACUACUUUGUAUUGAGAAAAUCUGGUAGUUGUUCUCGUCUCAGAAUCCGAAGCUCUCUAUUAAGGCCGCGUCCACACGACUCCAGAUAUUUUUGAAACCGCUUUUUUUUCACACGAAUCGAUCUUCCGCCAUAUGAAACUAGUGAUUCCCCACCGAAACCGAGACUCCUGAGUGGUUCAAGAUUCCAUCACCCGAAUCUGGGUUAAAAGGUGUGGGCGGUUGCAAACUAAUGUCCAGAUAUCGUGUGGACUGGGCCUUAUCUUCAGAGAAACAAAUGAACUGGUUUCCACCGGGGUCCAGGGCCCGGUUGUUCAAACGUUGGAUAGCGCUGUCCACUGAAUAAAUAACUAUCGUACUGCCGAAUAAAUGUUUGGGAAACCGUUUGCGUUAUCCGGUGGAGAGUGAUUUAUCUAGUAGAUAGCGUUAUCCGCCAUUUGAACAACUGGGGUCAGACAAAAGUUGUCUCCUAGGCAACCGUUUUUUGUGUGACAUUAGUAGGUAGGUGACAUUAGAAUGUCUCGUUAAUGUCUCAUUAUUAUUAUUAUUAUUAUUAUUAUUAUUAUUACACAUUGUUCUCAGUAUCUGUCUUCUCAUUGUCUAAUCAGUGCAACCUAGAGAUUAGUUAGUUAUCUGCUAGCAGAUAACUAACGAAUCUGUAGGUUGCGUGCGCAUUGCCAGAUUUCCAAUAACAAUAUCAAUUCAGGUUCCUUGCGACGGUGUGUUUUUCGUUACUUUCUUCAAAACAAUGUAUAAGAAAAGAAUUAUUAGAUUCGGUUUUUGUGAUAUCCUAAAUAAUCAAGGUCUCGGUAAGUGUUAUCAGCCUCGGCCUUCGGCUCGGCUUAUAACACUUACGUUACCUUGACCUUGAUUAUUCUGGAUAUCACAAAAACCUCAUCCAAUAAUUGUUUAUUAUUAGAUCCAACAUGAAACACAGUGUUGGCCGACAUUUGUAGGUAAUAGUGCACACUCCAGAUAGAUGUUGCAUUGUUUCUCAUUCGGGCAAAGAAUAUCAGCGAUGAAAAUGCUGCUGCUGCUGCCGAUCAUGGUGAUGACGUAGACUUCCUUUUGAGGAUACACUGUUGAGGGUCGUUAUGGGUUUCCAAUAUUUCAAUAAUGUGAUCUGAAUUACAGUGCGACUACUGUUACCGCGGUUACGUAGACAAAAUGUACCAAUUAGAUUACACGAAAAUGACAGUACAGUCCAUGUCUCCUCCGAGAUGGUUCCCGCUGGGUAUCCUAAUAAAAACUGCAAUAAGGAUUUUUUUUUUUUUUUUGCCGAUUGGCCCUCCGUAAACACGUAUCCACUCAAAAGGCAACAGAAAACACAAAACUUUUAAGACGCUCUCCAGAGGGAAAACUUUCUUUAAGCCGUUUUCCCGUACUCUUGUGGACGGAUGAAAACAGAAAUUUCCUUAAACGGUGACUCCACUGUAUCUGUUCUCGCGAGGAAUAAGAAUGUUUCACUCCAAUCGGAUAUUGUAAUUUUUAAGACUUGUUGUACAUUAAUAAGUAGUUUCUUAGAAAUCGAUUUUGAGAUAAAUAUUAGCGAUAAAAAAUCACGACGUUUCGACCUCUCCGAGGUCAUUUUCAAGUGUAUAAAAGUUCUCUAAAUUAGCAUAAAUAAGUUAAAAACAAGUUAUAAUAGAUAAAAAUGUGGUGAACGCUAAAAUGUGAUAAAAUAUGUAAAAAUGUAAAAAGUGCUAAAAAUAUUUAUAAAGUCAAAAACAAUGGAAAUAAAACAAUGUCAACAAGAACUACUCUAAACAAAUAAUUUGGGGCGAAUCGAAUCGCACUGUUUGUUAAGCGUCGGUUUCAGUUCUUGGAUAAAAAACAUUUCAAAAAUAAGGCAGUCAAAUUUGUUCUGACACUUUCUUAAGAUUCUAAAACUUUGUGCGAUGUCUUCAGGCUCCAUAUCAUGCUUCUCUCUGAGGUGGUUUCCGAGUGUAGCCUGUGUGAUGCAGGCUAUGUCGGCUACACGUGCCGACACCUACACCAACGAAUUGAAGAACACAAAGGAUCGGCAGUCGGAAACCACCUCAGAGAGCAGCAUGAUAUGGAGCCUGAAGACAUCGCACAAAGUUUUAGAAUCUUAAGAAAGUGUCAGAACAAAUUUGACUGCCUUAUUUUUGAAAUGUUUUUUAUCCAAGAACUGAAACCGACGCUUAACAAACAGUGCGAUUCAAUUCGCCCCAAAUUAUUUGUUUAGAGUAGUUCUUGUUAACAUUGUUUUAUUUCCAUUGUUUUUUGACUUUAUAAAUAUUUUUAGCACUUUUUACAUUUUUACACAUUUUAUCACAUUUUAGCGUUCACCACAUUUUUAUCUAUUAUAACUUGUUUUUAACUUAUUUAUGCUAAUUUAGAGAACUUUUAUACACUUGAAAAUGACCUCGGAGAGGUCGAAACGUCGUGAUUUUUUAUCGCUAAUAUUUAUCUCAAAAUUGUUGUACAUUUAAGCUUAAAAGCUUAAAAGCUUGAUAUUUUUGAAUUGGACUUAAUAAGUAGGGCUCUGUUUCCGUCCGCCGUCAAGAAUCCAAAAGUACUCGGAGAUACUGAGUUAAACCAUGCGUAAAAGCGCUUGGCGAGACAACUUUUUUCGUGCCUUUUAUUCAUUGUAUACUUUGUGUAAUACAUACAAGAGCUACUUACGAUUCAAAAAGUAAUGUGAAAAAUAUUUGUUUGAUGGAUGGCUUACGCAUUAGUGCUUUUAAAAUAAGAUAUGUUAUACUUGUUUGUCUUUCCAGAAAAGCACGACUCUGGUAACUUAUACUUCUGCUUUAGAUGGCUGUUGAUCUGCUUCAAGCGUGAAUUCUCCUUUCCAGAUAUCAUGACUUUGUGGGAGGUAAGACCACGCCCAACUGGCGCGAAACAGGAAUAAGAACUAUUUGUUCCCCACUUUUGAAGCGGGAAGGGAACUGAAGCCGAAAUGCGUCCCGCGGUUGUCUCUGGGAUCGUUACUGGUGGCGCGUCAGUCAGCUAUUGACCAAUUUUUUCCCUGUUCCUAGUAACAGUCCCAGAAGUCUUUGCGAAAGUUAACUCGGCUCAGUUUCGUUCUUGCUUUUAAAAUGGUGAAUUAGAGUAAUAGUUGUAGGUUUGUUAUGAGAGAGAUUAAGCAUCGCGUUUACGGCAAACGUCAAACGUGAGAUUCAAGUUGAAACAUUUUCAAAAUGAGAAAUGAGCAGAUAAAAAAAUGGCUGAAAACAAUUUUUAUAGAUAGAAUUGGCGUGAAUCUACCGAUUUUCGUGUAGUUGUAAUAAACAGUAAACGUUAAGUACAUUAAAGUAAAUUAAAAAACUUGGUCACGUGGUACAAAUUCACGUUUGCCGUUUGCCAUAAACGCGAUGCUUAAUCUCUCUAUUGACCCCCUAAAAGACAUUGUAAUCGUUUCCAUUUUCCAGACGCUGUGGUCUCAAAACUUGUCACCGAAUUAUCACUUGAUUGUCUGCUUGGCCAUUUUGGACAAACAUCGCCGUAUUAUUAUGGAGAAUGAACUUGGAUUUACUGAAAUCCUCAAGGUGUGUAUAACGCCGUAAAACAGAUUUUUCAUUAUUGCUAGUAAUAGAGUCUGCGGAAUGGUUGGAUCGGACUGGGAAGAAAGGUCGGAAAGGGGAGAAGAUGUAGACCUUUGAAAAUAGUGGAAGCGAGCGCUAAGAGAAAACUAACAAGUAACGUUUAAGUUUUCAGUUGCCAGUUUCGCGUGUUGAGAACUUGACUUCCCAGCCAGGGAAACCAACACCUCAGAGCAUGUCGAAAGUAUUCCAUUUAAUGUUAUGUCACGAUCACUCAAGUCCUUUCGCAAAAAGCCAGUUCAACUCACCAUUUGAUUUUAAAAAAGAAAAAACUUCUCACGGUGUUCGAAAUAUAAAUAGUUUUUAAAAAACCCAUGAAGUUACUUGAAGAAAGAAACUUUAAAAAAAUCACAGAGCAGAAGAGAACGCAAGCUUCUAAAACAUCUUUUCUUCAAUGAUCGUGAUGUGGCGUCGUUUCAUCGCAUGUUUACAUCGUUUCCAUGACAACCCUUCGGGGGGUGAUUUGGCACAUUUGUCUCUCGGAUUGGAAUUAACGAAAGUCGGCGCUGCCUUGCACUCCGACGGAUUUAAUACAAAAGAGCAGGAACCGUUAAAGAGAGUGAAUACGGGAAGUAAAAAUUAAAGUAAGUACGUGUAAUUUCACUCUAGUACCUGCACUAUACAGAGGUCCGUAGGUUAGACUUCUAGUACGCUGUGAUUAAAGAUUCUUUGGUUUGUGUUUGAAUUAUUUCCUUUGUUUAAAGUGCGGUACCCUUCAGGCCACACGUUCUCCUUUUAUGGAAGGAGCCAGGAGGGUGUUGAAAGGAGGCUCUUACACGCAUGCGUAACUUUAGGAGCAGAGAGAACUAGUAGGGAGAGGCAUUAUUCUCACUCGUCGGCUAAGCGGUCUCUCCAUUUCCACGCGCUUUUUACGCGCCUGCUCGAAUCUUUCACUACAACACUUGCCUGUGUGGAAUGCCAUCACAUGGAUCCUUCUUACAACAUUUUGUUUUCUUUGCUAGUAUAUAAACGACCUGGCGUACAACAUAGAUGUACAAGAGGUGCUCAUCAGAGCUGAAGAACUCUGUCUUCAGCUUCUUGCUCUUCCUGAGUUACCAGGGGAAGUUAAGGCCAUACUUAUUGGCAAAAACGAAGCCAUGAUGACCCCCAACGUUGAACGACCAGAUCCUUUCCUUAUGGCUCACAGCAGACAUGUUGUUGAUUUACUAGAAGGACAAGGAGCUGGCACGGCUAGUUCGUUCAUGUAUUCGUCUGCCCUGGCGGCUUUUAACCCACAGGAAUCAUCGCAAGAACUAAACAUUCUAGAAGACUGUGAUUUCACUCAAACGGACAUGAAUGACUUGGAUGUCGGUAUCUCUAGAACAACCCUUAAUGAUACAGAACCCGGCGAAAACCGCGCCAACGAAGAGGUUCUCUCUGAUGAGGAUGAAAUUGUGGUUUUAUCGCAAGAAGCGCAAAAUAUAUUUUAAUAUUUGUAACACAAAUAUGUGAUAAAUGAAACUGAUGGUGAUGAAUGUUUUAAGCAUGGUAACAAAACUAUUUUUUAUGGAGUAUAAUAUAAAUCACUUCUCUUGGUUUGCCCAAACAUUGUAGGGUGGAGUUCUGUGAAAGACGAAAUUGUCUUGCUCCUUGUAGUUUUGACAAGUGUACCUCAAAUUGUGUGCUAAACCAUUUUAGUUUGACCUCGGAUCGGUUACGCUGAAACAAAACUAAAACAACAAGCCAACAAGAAUAAAACAAUAAACACUCGAGAAAUAUUUAAGGUAUUUUCUCUUAAAAUUCCUAAUGUUUCGUAGAGAGAUCUGAAGGAAAGAAAAUUAACCGGUUUGCCGAGGGACUAAUCAUCAAAAAUUUUUUUACAAAACUUCCACGUGUAGAAGUUUGUACAAGUAAAUCUCAGCGAACGGUCAACAUUCCUGGAUAAUCGUGCACUUUUACGAGUGGCAAAGGCGAGGAUGGGGAAAGGGGGUGUUGUUACCCUCAGACAUCACAGAGUUUGCAAUGUUGCCCUCUCAGAGACGUUUGGCGGGAAACAGUUAAAUUGUUACAGCUCUCAUGUGCCAUCGAAGCAAGCAAUGAGAGCACACGCUGUUGGGGAAAAGAUCCCAUUUUUAUAACCAUUUGAUUGGUCGAGCGAACAAAGUCAAAUGCGGGCGGUCUUUCUGUUGGUUUAACAACCUUGCAUUGCAUUAACAGUAGCCUGUGGCCGGCGGGAUUAGCGCUCGAGUGC
This is a messenger RNA of Porites lobata, 17626 nucleotides long. The record is from the annotation of a GenBank genome assembly. Lineage: Eukaryota; Metazoa; Cnidaria; Anthozoa; Scleractinia; Poritidae.